This is a messenger RNA of Schistosoma spindalis, 1392 nucleotides long. The record is from the annotation of a GenBank genome assembly. Lineage: Eukaryota; Metazoa; Platyhelminthes; Trematoda; Strigeidida; Schistosomatidae.
AUGGUUAUGAUGUGUGACCAAAGCAUUGAAGAAAAUAACAAACCUUUAACUAUUGAAUUAAAUCAUGAUGAAAAAAACAGUAAAAUACAUUCAGUUAUUAUUUAUUUUCAUCCAAUAACUAAUGAACAAUCUAAUAACCAAUUUUAUUUACAAGCUUUGCAAGAAUUAUUGAAAUGUAUAAUUGAUAAGAAAUUGAAGCUUGUUCACUUUGAAACGAGACCACCUCUGGCUUUAUCCAAUUCAAACCAAGACAUUCAAUAUUCUUGUUUAAUAACUUUGGAAACAAAUGAAAUAAAUAUGAAUUUAUUUUACGAAGAAUUACGGUGCAACAGUUUUAUUUCUAGAAUAAAUUUACCAAAUAAUCAAGAAUCUCGAUAUUGGUAUCCUAAACACAUUUCUGAUUUGGAUAAAUGUCAACAUCUACUACUUAAAUUUCAACCUGAAUUACAAACUGAUCAUCCAGGAUUUCACGACAAAGUUUACAGAGAACGACGAGAAAAUAUAGCAAAAAUAGCAUUUGAUUAUAAAUAUGGUGAUCGUAUACCUGAAGUUGAAUAUACCAAAGAAGAAAUUGAAACUUGGGGCUUGGUUUUCACAAAAAUGAAAGCUGUUCAUGCUUCAAGAGCAUGCAGAGAAUAUAUUGAUGGAUUUCAACUCUUAGAAAAAUAUUGUAAUUACAAUUCUGAAAGCAUACCUCAACUGCAAACAAUCUGCGAAUUUAUGCAUCGUACUUCAGGAUUUCGUAUUCGACCUGUUGCUGGUUUAGUUUCACCUAGAGAUUUCUUGGCAAGUUUAGCGUUUAGAGUAUUCCAAUGUACUCAGUAUAUACGUCAUCAUUCACGUCCUUUGCAUACACCAGAACCGGAUUGCAUUCACGAACUCAUUGGUCAUAUGCCUAUGUUAGUAAAUAGAAAAUUUGCUGACUUUUCUCAAGAACUAGGUUUAGCGUCUUUAGGAGCUUCUGAAGAAGAAAUUACGAGACUAUCAACAUUAUACUGGUUUACUGUUGAAUUCGGCUUAUGUAAUGAAAAUGGUGAAACACGUGCACUAGGUGCUGGAAUUAUGUCAUCAUAUGGUGAAUUGGAAAAUGCAUUUAGUGACCACUCCGAGAAACAACCUUUUAAUAUAAAUAAUGCAGCAUUACAAGUAUACGAUGAUGUUGGCUAUCAAAAAGUUUACUUUGUAACUGAAUCUAUCGAAUCGAUGAAACGGGAACUUCGAAACUACAUAAAUACAUUUACAAAAUCAACAUUUGCAAUUUACGAUGCGAUCACAGAAACAGUGCAUAUGAACUCUAGAUUUUCUAUUCGGAAAGAAAUCCUGCAACAUGUGAAAGAAGAAAUUGGUCAGUUAGAUACAUUGCUUAAUCAUUCUAACUAUACCUUAUCAUGA